AUGGCUAAUGCCCGAACCAUCAAACGCAUAGUUCCGCUACUCGUAAUAUGUGGCUUAGCAUAUAUCAAUUAUGCCGCGUGUUAUAUCGUUGGCCAUAACGAAUUGUACCGCCAUCAUCUGAGAGGCGCAGCCUUCGUCUUAUGGAUACUUUUGGGUAUACUAGAAGCAUCGUUGUUUCUCUACUGGGGAUUGAUUCUACUUCGUGGGCCAGCAAAAUGCCCCCAAAUACAACCUUUUGAUAUCCAUAAUACAGGCGAUCCUCUGCUUCUGCCUUUACCACUGAUCUUUGUAUGCGAUAAGCAGGGAUAUCCGUUUUGGUGUGGAACAUGUCAAAGUAUCAAGCCCAGCAGACUGUUUCACCUGAAUGAUACGACAUAUUGCUGCUUGCGCUUUGACCAUUACUGCCUUUGGAUCGGCUCUUCAAUCGGACGAGAUAAUCAAGUGCCGUUCAUCAAAUUCGUGUGCUUUUUUGACGCAUUUUUCAUUCUCAUUUUAGCAUGUGUUGCAUCCACCACCAGACUGGCAUUCAAAAGAUCGAAAAGCAACUUACCACACUAUAUCAUACUUUACGUUCUUUGCCUUUUCUGGAUCUUGAUGACUCUGAUUUUGCUUGUAAUGCAAUUGGUGUACAUCACCAAGAACUGGACUACGAUUGAUGAAAUCACCAUCAGACAGGCAGUGAAAUAUUCUCGAUGGGAAAGAAGAAUGCGUAAGAGGAAUUACAAGACGAACUUCUUUUCUCCUGCUCCGCCUAGAACAGAAUUGGGAAUUAGGUAUGUCAACGUUGCUCAUGAAGGACGAAGAGUGGUUGUUUCCUAUAGUACCAAAGAUCUUGCAUUUUCCCAAGGCUUUCAAAUAAAUCUCAUAAAUUUGAUGCUCAAUGGCAAUCGAAACGACAACCUUGUGGGAAGGGAAGAUAACGCUUCAGAAUUUGUGAAAGCAUUACUACUUUUACUCGUGCCGUAUGUGGAUAUUUUUAUGUGUAAACCACGAAUGACUCUACCUACAUACGACGAUUGCUCCGAUGAAUUCAGUCCCUUUUUCAUUGACAACAUCAAGUCAAAGAUUAAAGAACAAAAAUUUGAGUUGCCUCUGUAUGAUCAAACAACUAAAGCCCCAGAAGAACCCACAAUUGAAAAGCCGUCAACCUAA
Clavispora lusitaniae ATCC 42720 is the source of this 1152-nucleotide messenger RNA. The record is from RefSeq and is a predicted model, not a curated record. NCBI's taxonomy places the organism in Eukaryota, Fungi, Ascomycota, Pichiomycetes, Serinales, Metschnikowiaceae.